Molecule: messenger RNA, 1093 nt
Organism: Laccaria bicolor S238N-H82
Lineage: Eukaryota; Fungi; Basidiomycota; Agaricomycetes; Agaricales; Hydnangiaceae
Exons: 9
Coding region: 13-1017 (334 amino acids)
Cellular component (GO): cytoplasm
Source: RefSeq, a predicted model, not a curated record
AUCGAUACCACAAUGUCACCCAACACCCGAAAGAUCGGAAACGACGCCGUUUCGCCUAUAGGUUUCGGGCUUAUGGCGCUUUCUGCGUUUUAUGGUGCUAUUGAGAAUGACGAGGAGAGGUUCAAAGUAUUGGACGCAGCACUCGAAGAAGGGUGCACGUUCUGGGAUUCAGCUGAUAUUUAUGGCGAUAACGAGGACUUGCUCGGGAAAUGGUUCAAAAAGACGGGCAACCGCGAUAAGAUUUUCCUAGCUACCAAAUUCGGGAUCGUUCGAACGCCGGAUAGGAUAGCGAAUGGGACGCCGGAAUAUGUGAAGGCUGCGGUGGAGAAGUCACUUAAGAGGCUUGGGAUUGAGACGAUUGAUUUGUAUUACCUCCAUAGAGCUGACGUCAACGUUCCGAUUGAGACUACUGUCGGCGCGAUGGCAGAACUCGUAAAGCAAGGAAAAGUCAGAUACAUCGGACUCUCCGAAAUCUCAUCAGACACCCUCCGGCGCGCUCACGCCAUUCACCCCAUCGCGGCCGUUCAAGUCGAAUACUCGCCAUUCACGCUUGACAUUGAGGAUGAGAAGAUCGCACUGCUAAAGACGUGUAGGGAACUUGGUGUAGCUGUGGUUGCGUAUUCGCCUUUGGGACGCGGGAUGUUAACGGGUCGUUUUAAAUCGGUGGAUGAGUUGGAAGAUGGAGAUUUCAGGAAGCAUAUACCGAAGUACCGAGAUAACUUCCCAAGUAUCCUGAAGCUCGUCGAUGGUCUUAAAGAACUGGGCAAGAAGCAUAAUGCAACGGCGGGCCAAAUCGCCCUUGCGUGGCUUCUAGCUCAAGGGGAGGAUAUCAUCCCUAUUCCGGGAACCAAAGGAAUCAAGGUUCUCAAAGAAAACUUUGCCGCUAGGGAGGUGAAGCUUACUCCGGAGGAGGUUGAGGAGGUUAGGGCGAUAGCGAAGACGGCGGACGUGUUUAAGGGAGAUCGUUACCCCGCUGGCAUGAUGGCUUCGUUAUUCGCGGAUACACCGAAGCUUUGAGGAUUUGGAAAUUUGUUUCGAUGCCGAAGGAGAGCAAGCUUGUGUAGAUAUUAUGUGAAUGCAUUGCCCCUAGCUG